Ruditapes philippinarum (Manila clam) is the source of this 1176-nucleotide messenger RNA. RefSeq lists its product as uncharacterized. Gene Ontology annotation, molecular function: nucleic acid binding. Gene Ontology annotation, biological process: DNA integration. Bases 1 to 1176 code for a protein of 391 amino acids. The record is from RefSeq and is a predicted model, not a curated record. NCBI's taxonomy places the organism in Eukaryota, Metazoa, Mollusca, Bivalvia, Venerida, Veneridae. The transcript has 3 exons.
AUGGCGAAGUUACAACCUCCAGAAAACUUUGAUUUUUCAAGCCCAAAUAAAUGGAAUAACUGGAAACAAAGAUUUUCUUUCUACAGAACAGCUUCAAAACUUCAUAAAGAAGAUGGAGAUAUACAAGUCGCUACACUGGUAUAUACCAUGGGAAAAGAAGCUGACAAUUUAUUAAAAUCGUUUGAACUAUCAGAAAGUUCUUCAAAAUAUGCUACCGGAAGUGUAGUUCUUCAGAAACAAGACAAUGGUGACUUUAAGCCAGUGUCAUUUGCGUCAAGGACAUUUACACCCACAGAGUUGUCACCAGUCUCCCAGCUACAGAAAAAAAGGCUAGAGGAAAUUAAAUCAGAACAAAAAUCUGACUAUGUGUGCAGCAAAUUAAUUGAAUAUACCUAUAAUGGGUGGCCUAGUACAGAAUCGUGUGAAAUUGCCAAAUUGUAUAAACCUUAUAGGUCAGAAAUUACUGUGAAUAAAGGUUUGUUAAUGAGAAAUGACAGACUUAUUAUUCCGACAGACAUGAGACUAGACAUUCUGUCUAAGUUACACCAAGCUCAUCAAGGCAUAGCAAGGGCAAAAGAAUCAGUUUGGUGGAAAUGUAUAUCACGUGACAUACAGCAAUUGAUUCAGAAUUGUGAUAUUUGUGCAAAGUUUCAAAAUGACAAAAGAGAACCAAUGAUAUCUACUCCAUUUCCUAGGAGAAGUUGGUCAAGAUUAGGUUCAGAUCUUUUUCAUUGGCGCGGACAUACAUAUUUAUUAGUUGUAGAUUACUUUUCACGAUAUAUAGAAUUAUCGAGACUUACGUCAACGUCUUCGAUGGCGGUAGUUGAACAUUUCAAGUCAAUAUUAUCGAGACAUGGCCUAUGCGAUACCAUAGUUUCUUAUGGAGGGCUGCAAAACACCUCUGAUGUAUUCAGACAGUUUUGUUUGAAAUACGGAAUCGAACAUGUAACAAGUAGUCCACGAUAUCCCUUAGGGAAUUCGGAAGCAGAUCGCGCUGUUAAUACUGUAAAACGCUUAUUGUCUAAAUGCGACGACCCUUAUGAAGCGAUGACGAUCUAUCGUGCGACUCCAUUACCGCACAAUGGUUUAAGUCCGAGUCAAAUGUUAUUUGGCAGGCGAAUUAAAACAACUCUUCCACAAGCACCACAAAAACUGCUACCAAGCAAUAUAAACUAA